Molecule: messenger RNA, 624 nt
Organism: Ricinus communis (castor bean)
Lineage: Eukaryota; Viridiplantae; Streptophyta; Magnoliopsida; Malpighiales; Euphorbiaceae
Product: prostatic spermine-binding protein-like
Exons: 4
Coding region: 1-624 (207 amino acids)
Source: RefSeq, a predicted model, not a curated record
AUGGAUGAUCGGAGGACGUAUCCCGACUCUCCUUAUCUCAAGCUUCGAAAUGGCACCGGUUUCUUGGCGAUCGGGUUUCGUUUGCGAAUCGACGGCCGUGAUCGUCUGCAAAUUUCUCCGGACGAUCGGGUGUCAGAUCGGAAAAUCGGAAGUGGGAAUCAUCGUCAGCGCGUCGUUUUUAGAGAUAAUAAUCUAGAUGAUUAUGUUGAUGCUGAUGAUGAUGGAAAGAAUUCAAAGGACAAAGAUAAUGAGAAUACCAUUAAAAAUAAACAAGAUGAUGUUGAGGACUUGAAUCAAAAUGAUGAUGAUAAUAAUCCUGAAGAGGCAAAAGAAAAUGAUGAUGAUGGUGAUGAAGAAGCAGAAGAUGAUGGUGAUAAAGAUGAGAGAAAAGAUGAUGAUGAUAGUGAUGAACGAGUAAAAGACGAUGAUGGUAAUAAAGAUGAGAAAAAAGAUGACGAUGAUGAUGAUAAUAAUGAGAAAGAUGAAGAUGUUGAAGAUAAUGAAGAUGAAAAAGAUUUUUCAGAUAUUCUGGUGAUGAUUCAGAUUCUAAUGAUGAUGAAUGUAAGAGGAAAGAUUCUAUCACCUCCAUCUUGUGUUGUUGCUGAAAGUAGAGUACCUCCAUAG